Tupaia belangeri chinensis (Chinese tree shrew) is the source of this 5462-nucleotide messenger RNA. RefSeq names its product RNA binding motif protein 15B (gene RBM15B). Gene Ontology annotation, molecular function: RNA binding. The record is from RefSeq and is a predicted model, not a curated record. The transcript has a single exon. The coding region runs from base 78 to 1772 and encodes 564 amino acids. Lineage: Eukaryota; Metazoa; Chordata; Mammalia; Scandentia; Tupaiidae.
GGGCCCUGGACUACUACGGACUGUACGACGACCGCGGGCGCCCCUACGGCUACCCAACCGUUUGCGAGGAGGACCUGAUGCCCGAGGACGACCAGCGGGCCACACGCAACCUUUUCAUCGGGAACCUCGACCACAGCGUGUCCGAGGUGGAGCUGCGACGGGCCUUUGAGAAGUACGGCAUCAUCGAGGAGGUGGUCAUCAAGAGGCCUGCACGGGGCCAGGGCGGCGCCUAUGCCUUCCUCAAGUUCCAGAACCUGGACAUGGCCCACAGGGCUAAGGUGGCCAUGUCAGGCCGGGUGAUUGGCCGCAACCCCAUUAAGAUAGGCUAUGGCAAGGCCAACCCCACCACUCGCCUCUGGGUGGGUGGCCUGGGACCUAACACCUCACUGGCGGCUCUGGCCAGGGAAUUCGACCGCUUUGGCAGCAUUAGGACCAUCGAUCACGUCAAAGGAGAUAGCUUUGCCUACAUCCAGUAUGAGAGCUUGGACGCAGCCCAGGCUGCCUGCGCCAAAAUGAGGGGCUUUCCCUUGGGUGGGCCUGACCGCAGGCUCCGAGUGGAUUUCGCCAAAGCAGAGGAGACCCGGUACCCCCAGCAGUACCAGCCCUCUCCCCUGCCUGUGCAUUAUGAGCUUCUCACAGAUGGAUAUACCCGACACCGAAACCUGGAUGCUGACCUGCGCGUGCGCGAUAGGACCCCCCCACACCUCCUGUACUCAGACCGGGAUCGGACAUUUUUGGAAGGGGACUGGACCAGUCCCAGUAAAAGCUCUGACCGCAGAAACAGCCUAGAGGGCUACAGCCGCUCAGUGCGCAGCCGGAGUGGUGAGCGCUGGGGGGGUGAUGGGGACCGUGGGAUGCCCAAGCCCUGGGAAGAGAGGCGGAAGCGGAGGAGCCUUUCUAGUGACCGUGGAAGGACAACCCACUCCCCUUAUGAGGAACGCAGCAGGACCAAGGGUGGCGGGCUGCAGUUGGAGCCAGGCUCCGACCGAACCCCAGAGCGCAGCCGCAAGGAGAACCACUCCAGUGAGGGGACCAAGGAGUCGAGCAAUUCUCUCAGCAACAGCAGACACGGGGCUGAGGAGCGGGGCCACCAUCACCACCACCACCAUGAGGCUCCGGACUCUUCCCACGGGAAGAAGACAAGAGAUAGCGAACGCAAUCACCGGACCACUGAGGCUGAGCCCAAGCCUCUUGAAGAGCCAAAACAUGAGACCAAAAAGCUAAAGAAUCUUUCGGAAUAUGCUCAGACACUACAGCUGGGUUGGAAUGGGCUUCUGGUGUUGAAAAACAGCUGCUUCCCAACAUCUAUGCACAUCCUGGAGGGAGACCAGGGGGUUAUCAGCGGUCUCCUCAAAGACCACACUUCUGGGAGCAAGCUGACCCAGCUGAAGAUUGCCCAGCGCCUUCGACUGGACCAGCCCAAGCUCGACGAGGUCACACGACGCAUCAAACAGGGGAGCCCCAAUGGCUACGCAGUGCUCCUAGCCACCCAGGCAGCCCCCAGUGGACCUGGCCUUGAGGGAAUGCCUGCGGUAGAACCAGGCCUACAGAGGCGGCUUCUCAGGAACCUGGUCUCCUACUUGAAACAGAAGCAGGCUGCAGGGGUGAUUAGCCUGCCAGUGGGUGGGUCCAAGGGCAGGGACAGCACGGGCAUGCUGUACGCCUUCCCACCCUGCGACUUUUCACAGCAGUACCUCCAGUCAGCUCUGAGGACACUGGGCAAACUAGAAGAAGAACACAUGGUGAUAGUUAUAGUAAGAGACACUGCCUAGCCCAGACCUGUCUUUUCCACCUCUAUGUUUGUGUCGCAGAAGCAGUUAUUUUAAAAUCAGAACCCCUCUACCCUGUCCCCCUUGAAUUCUCUGCCAGGAUAUUUUGGUUCAUUCAAUGAGGACCGAUGUCCUGUCCACCACCAAAACUUAAGUUCUUAGAUUCGGGGGAUUUUUUUUUUUUUACAACAAAGAGAAGGGACUCCAGUUAUGUUGAUUUCUAGUGUAUGAAAUACUGUCUGCUGUGUUCUGUAUUUUUUUAAUUUUUGACUAACUGUAUGGAAAGUUGUCAGUAAAGCCUUUUGUCAGAGGAUGGAUUUUUAAUCCUGUUGAGUCCUGGUUUAAUCAAGCUUUCUCUCAACGAAUGGAAGACUUUCCCCCAGUGCAUGCACACAAAUGACAUGUCACCUGUCCAACACUGCCUUGUCCAAAAGCCCUGCUGUGUCAGUGGCUCUCAGUCUUCGAGCUACAUCAGGACUGUGUGAGCUAUUUUAUAUUGGUUGUUGGCAGGGGGCUUCACUUUGGGCUCUGGACCCUGCCACUCUGGCCUGAGGAGAGCCAGUGUAAAAAGCGGGUGAGCCUGAAGGUUUGUGGCCAGCAGCUUUUUGUAGUGUUUUCCUGCCCUAAAUAAUGUGCGUCCGUCACCUUGAGCUGCAGUUGGACAAAAAUGCCUGUUUGGCAGUAAGUGGUCUUCAGCACUUGUGUGGCCUUGAACAUGGGGGUAGCAGUGCAGUAUUGAUGCCAGCGGGUCUUGGUGCCGCUAGUCUGUCUGGGCUCCCUCUCAUUAGCCUCCUCCUAGCCUUACUCAGCCCAGGGAUGUUCAUUGUUCCCCCCUCAGACUCCCAAAAGCCUGGGAGUCCAGAUGCCAGAGUGGAGGGUUGGAGGCAGCCUUCCUUGGUUAAUUCCGGAACUUGACUGAUGUCAUUGUGGACUCGGUGCAGGACUGGUCUAUCAGUGAAGUGGCGCUGUCCCCAUUCUCCCCUGGGGCUUUGUGAGGGACCGCAAAUCCCUCACCUGGAGUGCUUCUGCAGUGCUGCCCAGGAGCGGUGGGUUAGCCGUGAUGGGCUGUUUCCCUGUGCAGAGUGAGCAUGUCUAGACCUUUUGCCUUGGCUUAGGAGGUGGGUACUCUCUGUGGGGCAGUGCUAGAACUUAAAGCUGUUUAGGCCAAGCUGGAGAGGAAGGUGUGGAGCCAUUAGCUGGGGGCAAAGGUGGCCUGAAGGAGUCUUAGGUCCUGCCUUCACUUGUCUCUAGUAGGAAGCACAUGGCACUUGCCACUGUAGAAUGCAGCCAAACAGCACUCUCGUGUAGCAGUUUGGAUGUUCUAAAAGGGACCACUGUCCGGGCUAAAAGCAGAAACUCUGGUAAGAGAAAUAAGCUCCCCAAAGGGCCAAGAGCUCAGCUUCUGCCUACCAAGCUCUCCUCUCCAGGCCUGAUCCCUGCUGCAGGUGGAGUUAGGGAGAGGUGCUCUGUGAGGUGCAGGCUGCCUGGAGAGCCCAGGCCUAUUACAAGGACACAGGGCUGUUUUGUAGAGACCCUGGAGAUCUGGAAUGAACAUGGUUAGGUGCCUAGGGAAGUGCUGCCCACUGGGCUUCAGCUGGUGCUCCUGAGAGCAAGCAGGUUCAUAACAAAUGUCAACACUGGGAAGUGUUAAACAUGUUUGCCUGCCUCCGCCUGAGCCCUGGGCACAGCUGCUCUAAGGCAGUGAGUCGGACACGGCAGAACCACCUGUACCAUUAGGGUACACAGAGUACUGCCAGAAGCCAGGUGGGGCUCCUCUUGAAAGCACACUGCUGAGUGGGGAAGGGGGCUCGUAGGUCUUUAACAAAUGCCCCAGUCACAGGUCAGAGCUGCCUUGGCAAGUGUCCUGAACAUCUGGGCUGCCUUUUCCCUUCAUAGAGUGGGUGCUCAGGGUCCAGAAUACAUCUCCCAGCUCUCCCAGACAACUACACAGAUAAGAAAUAUGCUAAAAAACCUGGGGAGAUCCGAUACUUCCUUGCCUUGCCCUCUGGCUCCAAACUGCCAAGUUUUGGUGACGAGGCACACCCCAGUGUGACCUUCCUCCUCCCUUCUCUUCCCUAGACCUUCUGAACCACUUCCUUCCUUUAGCUCUUAAGACAUAGAAGGUUCUGUGACUUCUCUGACCAGCUGUGGCUAGCAGUAGUAACAGUAGGUCAGGUAUCGGGCCUGUCGGCUUUCUAUUGCCCCAGUGAGAAAAGCAGUUGACGGCAGGUGUGCGCCACCCCCCACCCUGGGGCUCAGGUGCUGAGAUGGUGCUUCAAGGCAAACAGCAGAGAAGGCGGGAUUCGCCUCCUUGGCACUUUGUACUGAUGUCUUAACUUUCUUCCUAAGUGAUUCCGAUUCGAAGCCCUGGUAAAAUAGGGGCCAGGACUGAUAUUUCCUUAUCCUCUUAGGGCACCUUCCUAAGGGUAUUUUGUCAAGGCAACCAGAAUUAUGCUUUCCUGUUAGAAGUGCCCAUCUCCACCUUGGAGACCUGUGGGUGUCCCAGGAGCUCUGGCAGAGUGACUGGCUCUGUUGAGUUAAUGACCUGUAUACAGGCGUUUCCAACUUGCUUUUAUCCUGCCCUCCUCUAUGCACUCAGUGCCAGCAGUGGGAUUAUUCCAUUGGUUAGGGGUUACCUAUCCACUUAAGCUAAGCUGAGGCCUCUGUUCUCCAGGGGACUAGGGACCCCACCUGUGUGACACAAGCCUGCUCGGUAUAUGCUCCUACCCAGCAGGACCUGCCCUGUGCUGCUUGAUGUACUUCACAACCACCAAAUUGGUCCCCCUUCUCUGAGUAAAGGGAGAAAAAUCUUUUUAUAUAUAAUUCCUGUGUAACAGCUGUUUGGACUAAAUCAAAGAACGCAAGAGACUAGGGUCUUAUAUUUUGGGAAGAAAAGGGGGCAGGUAGGAUGAGUGAAAAAGGUAGCACCCCUUGAACUUUCUCUGGAAGUUACACGGUUUUCACCACAGGCCAACUUUAAAGGCCUCUAAGUACGCUAAUGCAAACCCAGCCUGACCAAGCCCCGGCUGUACCCAAAACACCAGGAGAGGAGAACUAAGUCACAGACCCCGCAGGAAAAAGCAAUGGCAGCUGCCACGCUACAGGGAAAGCGAAAAGCUUUUACUCCUUAGCUUUGCCAGCUUGUUCCUCCAAAGCUUUCCGGUAUCCCUAACUUUCCUGCUCCACCAAAUCUGUAUUUGGCAGCUGCCGUGAUGCACAACACGGGCGGAGAGGUGUGUCCAAGGACAGUGCCCUGAGCACCUCUUCUCCCUGGCGUGCUUUAUCUGGACAGAACACGUUCUUCCCACCACCCUGGUCUGCCCUGCUCAGAAGGUGUCUUCUCCAUGGCCUGGCUUGAGCUACAAGGAAAGGAUCACACCCCACUUUGGUAAAAGGAGUACAGGGAAAGGCCAUAAACAAACACAGACAGACUUGUAGUUUAUUUUGUAUUUUUUUUUUAAAUAAAUACACUUUACAUUAAAGAAAAAGGCCUUUGAUUUGUAAUUUCCACAUUGGGGAGAAAGUGAAAGAAAUUUUUGAAAAACUGAAUCAUAAAGAAAAAUAGAGGGAGUGAACUUAUAUCCUAAGUUCCCUCAACUCCACAAAACCAGUAUCCACAAUGACCAUGCUGCGCCCACCGCGGAGGGUGAGCCCAGGCAUUUCCUCAGCAAGCCAGCCGCACUGCCUCCCACC